Molecule: messenger RNA, 3551 nt
Organism: Phlebotomus argentipes
Lineage: Eukaryota; Metazoa; Arthropoda; Insecta; Diptera; Psychodidae
Product: BTB/POZ domain-containing protein 7
Exons: 4
Coding region: 404-3130 (908 amino acids)
Biological process (GO): morphogenesis of a branching epithelium
Molecular function (GO): protein binding
Source: RefSeq, a predicted model, not a curated record
GUGAAAUUAUCCAAAGUGUCGAAGUUGGUGGAGAGAGAGUAGUGAAAUUCCGUGUGAGUUUUCCGUGGAUUUUCACGAUGAAAAAGUGAAUUUCUCUUUGCAAAUUCAUGCGUAAGAUUUGCACGGAAGUCCAGGAAUUGAUUUGGUGCUGGUGGUGAAAAUGAGGACGGAAUGUGUGCGCUGAUAUUUGGGUGAAAAAUGUACGUGUGAAAAGUGGCAGAUUCGAAGUCUGAGAGGAAACACAGUAAACAUGGCUGACAGCCAGUAAAUUGAACAUUUGUUUGCUUCGCAUUCCCUGAAAGGAAAAUAUUUCACUGAAAUGUCUGCAUCUUCGAGACACUGAGACGUGAUUUGGUUGUCAUUUCUGCAGAGUAACAAUGAUUGAAGGUCCUCCUGUGGCGGCAUGAGCCUAUGGGGUUGUCUCAUGCCCUGCGGCGUUUUCUGGUGCGACAGUAAAUCGGGAUCUCGUAUGACAGAUGAGAGUGGCACAAUGGGAGCUACAAUAUCAACGACAGAUUGCCCCACGGGCAGUGGCAGUGGCGCGAUGCAGGCGGCAGCCGGUGGGGCCCUUUUGCGCGAGAGGAGGAAGAAGGUCACGGGCUUUGCCACGCUGAGGAAGAAGUUCAUACGCCGUCGACGCUCGUCGAAGGCCUGCGAUCAUGGGCGCGUGUUGCGUGACUUUGUGUCGGAUUGGAGUAGCCUCGAGUUGGCUGCGCUGCUGGAUGAGUACGAAUCACUGGCGGCGCUCAAGGAUUUGUCCGUUCAGGCGGAACUCGCGCGUCCGCCGGCCACGACAUUCAAGCAGGACUUGAGUGCUCUGUAUGACUUCAAGCACUGCACAGAUUGCGACUUGGUGUUCCGGGGAACGGUCUUUCCGGUGCAUCGGGCUCUGCUGUCGGCGCGAUGUCCCUACUUCAGGGAUCUGUUGGCCGGGUGUCCCGGAUAUGGCGCCCGCAUUUGCCUUGAACUCCGCUCAUCACCCGUGGACGUGUCGAUGUUCUCGUCUCUGCUGCGAUACCUGUACACUGGCGACUUGUGUCCUCACGAUCCCACCAUCGAUGUGGGACUGCUGCGGCGUCUGGGCGAGGACUUUGGCACGCCCAAUCCGCUGGAGCACGACUUGAGAUAUCUCCUCGAGACGGGAGACUAUGCGGACGCCGCUCUCGUGUUCACCGCCGAAGGCAGUGACUAUCACAGGCCAGAUUCAGGGAGUUCCGAGUAUGGAUUCCGACCGAAGCUCGAGUUGCCCUGUCACAAGGCAAUUCUCAGUGCUCGUUCGCCGUUCUUUCGCAAUCUCAUCCAGAGGCGAACGCGCAACGGCGAUGAACACACUGAGCGUGCUCUCCAUGUGCCAACACGGAUUGUCCUCGAUGAGACAGUCAUACCGAAGCGAUAUGCUCGUGUGCUGCUGCACGCCAUCUACUUGGACACGGUGGAUUUGUCGCUGAUCCUGCGUGGCAGCGGAUGCGGCGGCGGCGCUUCGGGGAGUCUUGGUGAGGUGCAAGCACUGACACACACGGGACGAACGCGUCCCAGUCCGCUGGAGGAAGCUAUGGAACUCUAUCAGAUUGGGCGAUUCUUAGAGCUGGAUAUCUUGGCGCAGGGAUGUGAGGAUUUAAUUCUCGAGUGGCUGACACUGGACACACUGCCGACGGUGCUCAAGUGGGGCAGUCAACCGCACGGAUCUGCCUGGGUGUACAGACAAGCUUGCCACUAUCUUCGCGAGGAGUUUCCCGCAAUUUCCUGCUCCCAAGUGCUUCAUCAGCUGGACAAAUCCCAACUCAUUGGCGCUCUGCGGAGUAACUUCUUGCAGGCUUCGGAGCUGGAGGUGCUGCAGGCGGUGCUGAAGUGGGGUGAGCAGGAGCUAAUUCGGCGUAUGGAGGAUCGUGAGCCGAAUCUGCUAAGUCACACGGCGCAUUCAGUGACGCGGAAGGGGAUUAAGAAGCGUGACUUGAGUGAUGUGGAAUUGCGUGAGAUUCUGUCGGAGUUGCUGCCGUUGGUGCGAAUGGAUCACGUCUUGCCACCCAACAGUGAGGUGCUGAAUCAGGCCAUCCGACGUGGAUUGGUCAGCACGCCACCGUCGCACAUGAUUGGCGAUGAUCGGGAGAAUUUGCGUGUGAACGCAUGGAUUCGUGGUGGGAAGAAUCAUGGAUUAUUUGUGCGUCCGCGACUAUUUAUGCCGUACUAUGAGGAGAUUAAGGCUCUGCUGGAGGAUCACAUGGCGUCACAGCAGUUGGAUAUGUUGCGCAUGCGAUUGUCACGACACUUGCCAGAUAUUCCUGACACGCUGUACAUGGUGUCGAGACUUGGCACUGCUGGUCAGGGAACUGUGGAUGUUGUGGCGGCGGCUUUACCUGCUCCUGAUCCUAAUACUGUGGCCGCAAUGGCGAAGAGAGAGCAGAAAAUUCGUCAAUCGGCGAGCUGUCAGCGUGCUUUUGCGCUUCCACUGUCCUCCAGGCACGAGAUCAAUCGCCAAGUGAGACUGAGAGUUGUCAGGGAGUUUAACUUUCCGGAUGCCGUGGCAGAUAUGCUCGAGAAUGCGUCCUGCUACUGUGUCGACGAGACGCGGGGAGUGAAUGAUGUUCGGGAUGAACUGGAGGGAUCUCUCGAUGAUGGUGCUUCACCACCGCCAUCGCCGGCUCUGCCCACGGAAGCUGCGGCCGUGCAGAAUGUGGCCGCGUGCUAUGGACGCAACAUGACAUUCCCGCGACAGCAGCAGCAGCAGCAGAAUCACGUCAUCCGGCGCCAAGAACUGCCAGCACUGAUCAUCGAGGGCGACGCCAGCGGAGGCUACAGACUGCCGAUGGCCGAGCAGGAGUCCAGCUCCUGCUCUGACGGCCACUUGUCCGAUAUAAUGCCAGACGUGGCGAUGGCAACGGCUUCGCUGGGACAACUGCAGCUCGGCGAGCAGGGCGAAAGUAUGCAAUUGGACUUGGGCGAUGGAUCGAGUCACUUGAUUGGGGCCGUUGGGAUGAAUGUCCACACGAUGCAACAUCGUCACAUGUCGACGCCGUCUCCAAGCAAUUUCCACCACUUCAUGCGCGGCCCACCGUCUCCGUCACCCUAUGCGAUGCACCGACAGAGUCCGGCGCCUGGAUCAUAUCACUCAGGCCCACCGCGAUUUUUAUAGAAGCUCCAAGUGGCCCCAGAUGUGGGCCUCCACUUCAGUUUGCCUUUCUAGAAAUGACACUCGCGCAGAAUUGCCGCGUGAAGCGAGAGAAGACGAUGAUGAUGAUGAUGAUGAUGAGAGCAAUGAAUCGUUCAAGAGUAAUUUUCUCAAUACCGAGGAAGCAUCUGAAUAAUGUGGAGGUGAAAAACAAGACGAUGAUGACGACUGAAGAGCAAAGUGAGUUUCCAAUGUGUGUGUGUUGAGAAUCGUUGGAGAAACUUCUAAAGGUGGUUGCGCGUGAUGAAAGAAGAAGAAAAGGAGGAGAAGAAAAACUACAAAAUCUGACAUUUAGAAAGUUACAAAAAAAAAUUACGAAAUAUGUAUAUUUAAACAUAAUAUGAUAAUCCAGUAAUUAUUCGUGUAAUUUAUUAAAGAAGAGGAA